Messenger RNA from Diorhabda carinulata, 2437 nucleotides. It is a transcript of the gene PIG-Z, whose product is annotated as GPI mannosyltransferase 4. The transcript is spliced from 3 exons. NCBI's taxonomy places the organism in Eukaryota, Metazoa, Arthropoda, Insecta, Coleoptera, Chrysomelidae. Gene Ontology annotation, molecular function: alpha-1,2-mannosyltransferase activity. The record is from RefSeq and is a predicted model, not a curated record. Gene Ontology annotation, biological process: GPI anchor biosynthetic process. Bases 222 to 2135 code for a protein of 637 amino acids. Gene Ontology annotation, cellular component: endoplasmic reticulum membrane.
AUUCAGUAUUGUUCAAUUCGUUAUAAUAUCAAUAAAGUAGACAUGUUACAUUUGUAUUUAAUUUAAUGAAUCAACAACUCAAGUGGAUAAGCAUGUUACUAGUGGAGGCCAUUCUUGAGUUCAGGUUACUCUUUGUAAAAGACCAUAAUAAAAUAAAAGAAGAAAAUACGGUUUAAAUUCCAUUUCAUGAGAAUGUAAACAAAAAUACUGUAUGCUUUAAUAUGAAGAAAAAGCGAAAUAAUUACAGUGUGUAUUAUUAUUUCCUAGUUUUAAUCCGAAUACUAUUAGUUUUUAUACCCCAAACUGGUUAUAUUCAUCCAGAUGAAUUUUUCCAAUCUUUGGAAGUUUUAGCAGGGAAACUUCUAGAUGUUCAAUGUAGCCCACCAUGGGAAUUUAAUGUAACCACUCCCAUACGCAGCAUGACAAUUCCUUAUUUCACCAUGGGAUUAAGUUACACAUUUUUAAGAGACGCAAAUGAGCUAAGCAAAUCUUAUUUUAACCAAGCCUUGCUAACACCUUAUAUGCUGCUUACUAUCCCUAGGUUCAUAAUGUGUCUAUUAACUUUCCUUAUAGACUACUGUCUAUACAAAAUCUGCAUUAAUAAUAAUGAGAAAUAUAAAUCACGAUUAAUAAUGUUAGCUAGCUCAUAUAUUAUCAUCAUUUAUGGUACUAGGACAUUUUCAAAUACUAUCGAGUUGAUUCUGUUUUCCCUAUUGUUGUAUUUUGUUGGUGAAAGUUUGAUUUUUAACAAUACUUUAUUGAAGAAAAAGGACUAUAUAAAUUAUAGAUAUGAACAAUGUAAAACAACAGCUGAUAAAGCAAAGUUUCAUAAAUUAAAACUUUACUUGGUAUCAGAUUCCUAUAGAAAUUGCUUUGUUAUUAGCACUAUAACAGUUUUCGGUUUCUUCAAUAGACCAACUUUCCUAGCAUAUUCAGUUAUUCCCAUAUUUUUCUGGUUAUACAGAGGUAUUGGUAAGAAAACAAUUUCUCCUCUAACUCUCAAUUGCAGAGUACUAGUCUUCGCCUUAUGCUCAAUCCCUUCAUUUCUUUUUAAUAUAUUAGUUGAUUCAUUUUAUUAUGGUCAUAUAACUUGGGGGGAAAUUGGUAUGUUAGAUGUUACUAUGGAUAAAUUUGUUUUCACUCCAUUAAAUUUCUUGAAAUAUAAUAGCAAUUUGGAUAAUUUGGCUGUACAUGGAUUGCAUCCUAGAUUUUUGCAUGUCCUGGUGAAUAUUCCUUUACUUUUUAAUUUACUGGGAAUUUUCGCUCUCUGUACAGUUGGAAAAUAUGUAUAUUUGUGUUAUUUGAAGAAGUUCAACCUACUACCAUCACUAAGAAGUAUUAAAUGCCUGAUGACUCUUUCAUUCAUAGUCCCUUUGGCAGCUUUGUCAAUAUUUCCCCAUCAAGAACCACGUUUUUUAAUUCCACUCAUUUUCCCAUUAAUUUAUCUGUAUGCUUCAUCUAUACUACCAGAAACUGACGUAGCUUUAGUUGAAGCUCCUAACGUACCAUAUGUAACGCAAUCAAGAAAAACAUUCAAUAAUUAUAGUUUUAUUAGAAUUUGGUUGAUGUUGAACUUUAUAUUCAGUUUAUUUUAUGGUUUUUUGCAUCAAGGUGGAGUGUACCAAGCUACAGAAUAUUUAUCUCUCCAGAUGAAGGUAGUACCAACUAAUGUUCAGUACAAUAUCAUAACUAGUCAUGUAUAUUCAUUACCAGAGUCGUUAUUUUUACAAAAAUCAGGUUAUCAACUGUACUUAAAAGGUAAGAAGAAUAGUAUUUUAAAAAAGAAGGUGUUUCUUUAUGAAGAAGGUUCUAGAAACGUUUCUUCCGUCCUUGAAAAAACCGUAGGUAUUAUAAAGAGCUCUACUAAACAAUUUAAAACUUUUCUUUUGAUAUCUGGUAGUCUCGAUGAUGAUCUUGAUUAUGCUGUAAGGAAAACCACUAUAAGAUUAUAUAUAAUCAAAAAGUUCGGGCUUCAUUUGAGUUUAGAGGCUCUUCCUAAUUUAACUAGUUAUUGCUUGGAAUUUACAAAAUUUUUGUAUGGUAAUAAUUGUUUGCCUUUACCCAUUGACGAAUAUAUUAAAUGGCUUCAUAGUCUUUUUACUCUUAAUCUAUAUAGAGUGGAAUUGAACAAUUAAUUUUAUUUUAAAAAACUAUGUUGUGAUGUGAUACAAUGUAAAGACAAAAUAAUCUAUUUUGCACCAUUGAAACCAUAUUUAUUCUAAUUUAUUUAAGGAUAUUAGUUACUAAGUCUACAUUUUUUUAAAAACGCAUGUUUUUAAGGUAUAUCAUAAUGAAAACACUGAAAUUUUCAGAAUCAAAUCGUGAUUUUAAAAUAAUGUUAAAGCACUCAAUUUCAUACUGAAUCAAAAUUUCCAAAAAUUCGUUUAUAACAGUGUUAUAAUACUUUAAUUAAUUACAAUUAUAAAUCCAACAAAAA